Hevea brasiliensis (rubber tree) is the source of this 3838-nucleotide messenger RNA. Its product is annotated as AT-rich interactive domain-containing protein 4. Gene Ontology annotation, molecular function: DNA binding. The coding region runs from base 1285 to 3555 and encodes 756 amino acids. The record is from RefSeq and is a predicted model, not a curated record. The transcript is spliced from 15 exons. NCBI's taxonomy places the organism in Eukaryota, Viridiplantae, Streptophyta, Magnoliopsida, Malpighiales, Euphorbiaceae.
AAUAAAUAUUUACAUAUACUGCAAGCAGUGAUAUUUGAUUGAUGAUCAUUAUCAUGAUUCAUGAUACAAUUAUGGGAUCUUUUUCAAAUUCAAAAACAAAGCCCAAAAAGAAAAAAAGAAAAUGAAAAGAAAUGGAAGCAGUGACAAGAAUCUUGUCAAGCCGCUCUUGGGUUCGUUCCCAGAAAACCCAAGAACUAAAAAGGGCUCUCCAGCUCCUAAGCUGAGCAAUUCAACAACGGAUGAAAAGAAAAGAAAAGAAAAGAAAAGAUAUACACAUGAAAAUUAAUAAAUAUAGUUAGAGAUGAUGAUGCAUUAUUAAUCUUUUAGAACACGGUAACAUGUUGUUGUUGUUUGUUGGGUAUUUGAUGUCCGAAUCUUGUGGGCAAAAAGUCAUAUGCAUACACCCAUUUGUUUUGAUUUGAAAAGCUAUCCAAUCACAAAUGUGAAACAAAAGAACAAAAUUUCACUUAUUUUUAUUUAUUUAUUUAUUAGCAGUAAUUAUUAUUGAUAAUAGAUUUAGAUGGAUGCUAUGAUUUGUUUUUGGGUUAUUUCUCGUUUGCCAAAAAAGAAAAGAUCAUAGAAAAUUGAAUUUUUAUUAGUGUGUUAUUGUUUUUGUUUUGACCCAAUUGGGUGUGGAUGAAACUGUAGUAAAAAAAAACUGACACUUCUGUUCUUAAAGAAAAAGGUCUUUGAUUGAUUGUCAAUUACAACAUUUACUAGUCCUUUUUCUAAUUUAUUUAUUGCUUGACUCUAUUUUGUGGAUGAUUUUGAAUUUUUUUUAUUUUUUUGUUCGGUGUGUGAGGUGGGAGAGAUUUUUAUUAGAGAAAGAGAUGGCCUUUCGGGUUUUCUUGAGAUUUCUUUAUUAGUACAUGUCCUAUUAGGGUUCCUUUAUUUUUGUUAUUCUCUUACGAGUUUUUCGUUCUGGGUUUUUUUUUUUUGAAAUUUCCUCUUCUUUAAUUCGGUGCUUUUGCCUUUAUUAGCCCAUUUGGAUUCCUAGAUUUUUCUUGUUCUAAUCUGGGUCGUUGGGUUUUCUUCAAUUUCAGACUCUUCUUUUAGGUCUGCUUUUAAGGGUUCCGUUGCUUUGGGCAUCAAAGUUUAUGGAUAUUCCUGAAAUUGUUAAUCUGGGAUCCAUAGGAUAGGUUUCUUGUAAAUUUUAGGGUUGUUUUUGAUUUGAUUGUGUAGGGGUGCUUGGGUUCCGGGAGGCAUUGGUGUAAUUGGCUCUGCUACUUGGGAAGUGGUUACUCUCAAUUUUGAAUAUAUAUUGAGGGAUCUUGGCAUGUAUGCAUGAUGUUUCAUGCUCAAGGUCCUUCAGGGAAUCAUUGCAGUCUCCUUGCAGUCCUCUGUAGCAAAACCCCAGAUAGUAAGCAGAAGCAGCGUCCCUCUGGUGAUAAACCCAGAUACCCUUUUCCUGAGCUUUCUUCUAAAGGGCGUCUUGAGGUCCAAUUACUUACUAAUCCUGGCACUGAUGAAUUCCGGCAAGUGCUUCAGUCGUCAGAGCCCAAUAUUGUGUACUUGCAAGGAGAGAUAAUUGAAGAUAGUGAAGAAAUUGGUUCUCUGAGAUGGGGAGAUGUUGACUUGUCCACCCCAGAAGCCUUAUGUGAAUUAUUUGGUUCCACAUUGCCUGCCACAGUUUAUUUAGAGAUUCCAAAUGGUGAAAAAGUGGCUGAGGCUCUUCACUUCAAGGGAGUUCCCUUUGUCAUAUAUUGGAAAAGUACGCUUUCAUGUUAUGCAGCUUGUCAAUUUCGUCAAGCUUUGUUGUCUGUUGUACAAAGUUCCUGCAGCCACACAUGUGAUGCGUUCCAACUUGCCCAUGCAUCUUUUAGUCUUUUCUGUGUAAGAAACAACAAUGUCAUAACUUCCAAUGGCCAGAAAGUUAGUGGUAAACCUGGACCUAGUGGUAAGCCUGGACCACGCUUGCUUGGGGAUCCACCAAAGAUUGAUAUUACUCUACCUGAGGCAGAUACUCAGGAUGAAGAAAGUUCUUCUGGGACCCUUCCCGCUAUAAAGAUAUAUGAUGAUGAUGUGACCUUGAAGUUUCUUGUUUGUGGACUGCCAUGCUUACUGGAUGCUUGCUUAUUAGGAUCAUUGGAAGAUGGGCUAAAUGGUCUCUUAAACAUUGAAAUUCGUGGGAGUAAACUUCAUAAUCGAACAAGUGCUCCACCACCUCCUCUACAGGCAGGAACAUUUUCUCGUGGUGUAGUGACCAUGCGAUGUGAUUUAUCUACAUCUAGUUCAGCUCAUAUAUCACUUCUAGUAUCUGGCAGUGCACAGACUUGUUUUAACGAUCAGCUUUUGGAGAAUCAUAUAAAGAAUGAGCUUAUAGAGAAUAGUCAGCUAGUCCAUGCACUGCCAACCUCUGAGGAAAGCAAAUCGCCUACUUCUGAGCCUCGGAAGUCUGCAUCUAUAGCUUGUGGGGCAAGUGUUUCUGAAGUUUCGUUGAAGGUUCCUAGAUGGGCAUCACAGGUUUUGCGGCAACUGGCACCAGAUGUAUCUUACCGCAGCUUAGUUAUGCUAGGAAUUGCUAGCAUUCAAGGAUUGUCUGUAGCUUCCUUUGAGAAAGAUGAUGCAGAGCGCAUCCUUUUCUUUUGUUCAAAUCAAGGCAAAGAGAUCUAUGCUAAUAAUUUCAUUCUCACCAAGCCUCCUAGCUGGUUGAUAGCUCCUGCACCUCGUCGAAAAAGAUCUGAGCCAUGCAGAGAAACUAAACCCUUCAGUUCUACUGGCCUUGAAUAUGAAAAUGGAGGAAAUGUUGCACAAAAACUAAAUGUUGCUGCAAUGAGGCCAAUCCCUCACACUAAGCAUCAUAAGUUGUUGCCUUUUUCUGGAUUUACUGAGGGUGAAAGAUAUACUGGAGAUCAAGGGAAGCCUAAUUUGCCAAUUGCGCCUGCAAAGCAUGGUGUUAUUGGCCCAGCUCCUGUAUCACAUCGGAAAUCUCUGUCAAGCUCUUAUCAGGCUCAGCAGAUUAUUUCUCUAAAUCCAUUGCCUCUUAAGAAACAUGGUUGUGGCAGAGCACCUAUACAAGUUUGCUCAGAGGAGGAAUUUUUGAGGGAUGUAAUGCAGUUUUUGAUCCUUCGCGGACAUAGUCGACUUGUUCCACAAGGUGGACUGUCUGAGUUUCCUGAUGCUAUCCUUAAUGCAAAACGCCUGGACCUUUUCAACUUGUAUAGAGAGGUUGUUUCAAGAGGAGGCUUUCAUGUUGGGAACGGCAUCAACUGGAAAGGACAGGUUUUCUCAAAGAUGCGCAAUCAUACAUUGACCAAUAGAAUGACUGGUGUUGGCAAUACAUUGAAAAGACAUUAUGAAACUUACCUUUUGGAAUAUGAAUUAGCCCAUGAUGAUGUGGAUGGAGAAUGUUGCUUGUUGUGUCACAGUAGUGCGGCUGGUGACUGGGUGAACUGUGGAAUAUGUGGUGAAUGGGCACAUUUUGGCUGUGACAGGAGGCAGGGGCUUGGUGCAUUUAAGGACUAUGCCAAGACAGAUGGAUUGGAGUACAUUUGUCCCCACUGCAGCAUUGCAAAUUUCAGAAAGAAAUCCCAGAAAACAACAAAUGGAUAUUAACAAGCCUUUGAGGCCCAUGACUCACAUUCUCCUUGUCUUACUCUUUCAUUUUGUUUUGUUUCUUUUCUUUUCCUUUCCCAUAUAAAUGCACAACUAGGAAUGUAAUUAUUGUAUUUUAUCCCCAAUUGUUGUUUCCAUAUAGAUUAGGCCAUUAAGAAGGCCCUCCAAUUUUUUUUCCCCUACAUCUGUCCUAUACUCUGGAAAGAGCCAUUUCGAGGAAGAGUAAUUGUAGAAUAUAUAUUUAUCUUUUUAAAUUAAUCUAGUCAGGUAGUUUUCUCAACUA